GGAAAAACACUGAAGGGGUAGCUAUGGAGAUGGAGCGUUUUCCUGGCUGCUUUCUUUGACAGGUGUUGAGUGGGGCAAAAGUCUUAAAACAGAAUCCAGCAUGUACGCCAAAGGUAAAGGAGCCGUGGUCCCUUCCGACAGCCAAGCACGAGAAAAGUUAGCUUUAUACGUGUAUGAGUAUUUGCUGCAUGUCGGCGCACAGAAAUCAGCACAGACCUUCCUCUCGGAGAUCCGAUGGGAGAAGAACAUCACACUCGGGGAACCUCCGGGAUUUUUACACUCGUGGUGGUGCGUAUUCUGGGAUCUGUACUGCGCCGCCCCGGACCGGAGGGAGACAUGCGAACAUUCCAGCGAGGCCAAGGCCUUCCACGAUUAUAGUGCGGCCGCCGCCCCCAGUCCAGUGAUGGGCAACAUGCCGCCCAACGACGGCAUGCCAGGGGGACCCAUGCCCCCGGGAUUCUUUCAAGGUCCCCCAGGAUCUCAGCCCUCCCCUCAUACGCAGCCUCCUCCACACAACCCCAGCAAUCCCAUGAUGGGCCCUCACGGACAGCCCUUCAUGUCGCCGCGGUACCCCGGUGGUCCAAGACCCGCACUCCGCAUGCCAAACCAGCCACCCGGGAGCAUCCCCGGAUCACAACCUCUCCUGCCAAACAGCCUGGACCCAACCAGACCUCAAGGACAUCCAAACAUGGGUGGUCCAAUGAGAAUGAAUCCCCCACGAGGAAUGGGAGGCAUGGGCCCACAGAAUUAUGGUGGAGGGAUGAGACCUCCUCCAAACUCAAUGGGGCCAGGGAUGCCCGGCAUGAACAUGGGUCCUGGCGGAAGAGGUCCAUGGCCUAACCCCAACAACAACUCGAUAGCUUAUUCGUCUUCAUCUCCGGGCAACUACGUGGGGCCCCCAGGGGGAGGAGGCCCACCAGGAACUCCCAUCAUGCCAAGUCCUGGAGAUUCAACAAACUCGAGUGAAAACAUCUACACAAUGAUGAACCCCAUCGGCCCUGGUGGAAACAGACCUAACUUCCCGAUGGGACCGGGGCCCGAUGGGCCCAUGGGUGGAAUGGGCGCCAUGGAACAGCAUCAUAUGAACGGCUCGCUAGGCUCUGGUGACAUGGACGGGUUGCCAAAGAAUUCUCCCAACAACAUGGCAGGCAUGAACAAUCCCCCUGGCACUCCGCGGGACGACGGCGAGAUGGCAGGCAACUUUUUAAACCCAUUCCAAAGUGAAAGUUAUUCACCCAACAUGACGAUGAGUGUGUGAUUCUUUUUUGGUUUUUUCUUUUAUUUUACUUUUGUCAUCUCCCUUUUAUCCUCUCCGACGGUGCGUCUUGCAUUGCCCUCCUCGUUCCCUUUUCCUCCGGCAUCCGUGUGGAUCGGCGCGCAGCCCCUCGGGAUGCCCAUGGACAGCAGGACCCCUCUGAAGGGCCCCCAUCCCAACGUCUGUAAAAUGGGUGUAAGAACAUGAGACUUUCUACCAUUUCCCAUCCUGACCCUCCUCGUCUCGAGCCUUGGAGAACCCCCCGAACCCCAACAAAGCAUCCCCCUCAAGUCCAAUCAACCAGUCGUGAAGCUCAACAAUUAAAUAAUGAGCAUAGGCCGAAACUAUGAGCAACAUGUUUUGAAUUUUGUUUCUCUGCAAAUGCUACGUUUAAGGCCUGCUGGGAAAUUUGAAAUAUUUUGCAAUUUGUUUCAUGUUUGUUGUUAUUUUUAUGAUAUCGAUUAACAGUAUAUAUACUUACACAAUGAAAUGGAUUGGCCAUGCAAAACCUGCUAGAACAGCUGAACGGUGAUAGGUAUGUGCUGGUUUCAAGAGAGUGUGCACACUUGUCCAAACGUAAACAAGACAGACAAAAAUUUAAGUUGUGCAGUUUACGGAGCCCCAGACAUGACAUGAUCAGGAACAAAAUUAGCUUGUGUGCAUGCUCAAAUCUUACAUGCACACUAGCUACUGCUACUACUUCAUGUGAACGAGUUUGCACUUCGUAUUUAUUUAAUGUGCAUCAGUGUUGUUUCUCUUAAAGUGCGUACGACAUGAGAAAAAAAAGUCUUAAAUAGCAUUAUUAUGUGAAUUAGAAUCUUAUUUUGAGACGAUUCAACUAUAUACAACAAUUUAGAAAAGCGCAGAUGACGAGAAAUUAGUCUUUUAAUCUGCCAUUUAGCCACACCUACCAUUGUAAGGCUCUAGCGUCCCCAACAGGUGGAUGAAUGGGCUGAUCGGUUUUACUAUUCAACCCAUUGAGAGGGGAAUUAUUCAGAACGAGCAAAACGCGACGAAGAGAGCCGCAAAAUGUCAUUUUUUUCAGUAUCUCUACUCCAAUAUUUUUACAAGAUAUUCUUUUUAUCCAAGUAUUUUCCCCAAUAGCUAAAUAAAUGGCAUGGUCAUGACAAGUAAGUCUUGUGCUGAAUGGAAUAUGAAAUAAUAAAAGUGCAUUUAUUCAGGACGACAUGGCAAAAUUACUCCAUAAUGGUCAAAACUGUCGACUUCACCUUUACUGUCGCACCUCCCGAACGAUAUUUUAUGCCACCUAAAUCGGGUUUAUGUCAUUUCCCUUCCCCGGCUUCGGAGAUUGUAAACAAACCAAGAGACGUGACAGCUGGCCGACAUGCUAACCCGAACCGAGUGAUGUUUCAAAGUCUUCAAAGCGGAAAAUCACACAUAACUAGCCCGGAUCAUUUCACAUGACGACUGGGUUGUCGAUUGUCUUCGCCGAUCGGCAACCCGCCCGGCGGCGAACAAGUUAGAGCUCGUUUUUCACCUGCUGAGGGCAGAGGGCUCGUUUGCGGGGAAGCAGCUGGACAAUGACCGCCGGACAAACCGGCCGAAGUCGGAGGAGCAUGUAGCUGCCAAAUAGUUAACACGAAUAUGGCAAAAUAAUGCUUUACUACACGGCGAAGUCGUAAACAGCGAGGGACUCAUAGGAGGGCGGCUGCAGUUGUUAUGCAGCUAACGUGACAAUACAGUGCCCUCCAUAAUUAUUGGCACCCCUGAAAAAGAUGUGUUUUUUAGCUUCUAAUAAUUUUUUUAAAUUCAAAUAAUAUGGGACCUUAAUUGAAAAAAAGAGAAAAAUCCAACCUUCAAUACAAGUGCAUUCAUUAAGUGGGGAAAAAAAUCCCACAUAAAGAAAAAAUUAUUUGACAUCAAAUAAUGUGUGUCACAAUUAUUAGCACCCCUGGUGUUAAUACUUUGUACAACCCGCUUUUGCCAACAAAACAAGGUCUGGGGAAUUAGAUGGCCAUGGGAGGAGCUUGAUUUUGUGUCUGGUGAACCAUAUCUGUGUAGAUUUGGCCAUAUGUUUAGGGUCAUUGUCUUGCUGAAAGACCCAGUGACGACCCAUCUUCAGCUUUCGGGCAGAGCGCAACAGAUUUUGAUUUAAAAUGUCCUGGUAUUUCAAAGCAUUCAUGAUGCCA
Molecule: messenger RNA, 3405 nt
Organism: Corythoichthys intestinalis (scribbled pipefish)
Lineage: Eukaryota; Metazoa; Chordata; Actinopteri; Syngnathiformes; Syngnathidae
Gene: ssbp4
Product: single stranded DNA binding protein 4
Exons: 17
Coding region: 101-1258 (385 amino acids)
Biological process (GO): positive regulation of transcription by RNA polymerase II
Cellular component (GO): nucleus
Molecular function (GO): protein binding; single-stranded DNA binding
Source: RefSeq, a predicted model, not a curated record